Molecule: messenger RNA, 969 nt
Organism: Lobosporangium transversale
Lineage: Eukaryota; Fungi; Mortierellomycota; Mortierellomycetes; Mortierellales; Mortierellaceae
Exons: 1
Coding region: 151-753 (200 amino acids)
Source: RefSeq, a predicted model, not a curated record
UUUUUUUUUAUUUUAAUUCUUUCUCUUCACCUAUUCUCAUCAAUCAACAUCUAUUUAAACAAAGUGCUUCUCGCACACUUCCCCGCUAUCAAAUUUUCAACCAUCCAUUCAUAUCUUUCUUUCCUAUCUCUCUUUCACACAUUGGCAUCAAUGGAGUCAAUGGUAUGCACACCAAACAUGCUCCCUUCAUCCACACCUUCCUCACCUUCCUCACCUUCCUCACCUUCCUCACCAUCAAGCAGCUCAAGUAGUUGCAAAUCUGUACAGUUCUCAAGAUUUGUCAAGAUCUCUUUCACAUAUGAUGGCGACGAGUAUGAUCGCUCUGCCCUCGAACCCUGCAAGCUUUCAACGACAGAGGAGUCUGAGCUACUACAGAUGCGCAAUAGCUGGCGGCAAGAGAUGAACGAACGGUUGAACAUACUUCAGAGCACUGCAGAUGAUCUUGAACUAUCACCAGAACAACAACGCUCAUGCGCCAGUCGCGUUUCCCCUCAUUCGCUUCUUCAGUCGGCAUCUACCUGUUCGCAUUCAUCCCCUCCAUGCUCUCCUGUUCUCUCUCACCAUGACAGUUGCAGCAGCAGCAGUGACGACGAAUAUGAGUCUGUUCUGUCUCAACGUCCUCAACUUACACCCCAACAGCAGCAACAAUACCAACGUUUGAAGCGCUUUGGAGGUAGUGGGAACGCUGUGAAUGGGAUGAUGCACCGACAUAAUCUUGAUCAAUCAAAAGAAAAUGUACAGUGCAUCGCCUAGAUUCAAGUCAAAUCGAGUCUUUUUUCUCUACCAACAGGGGCGGAAUACAAUCAAGCCCAUCCACGACAAUCACCAAAUUAUUUUGAUCCCACAUUGUUUGAGAUUCAUUGUUACUUUCUCUUAUUGCCUGUGCUUACGGAUCAAACCCAAGCUAGUGUGAAACCUUCUUGUCUGGAACUGUUCCCGACGUAAUUGUUUUCUCACUUUGCCUCCACA